Molecule: messenger RNA, 1285 nt
Organism: Doryrhamphus excisus (bluestripe pipefish)
Lineage: Eukaryota; Metazoa; Chordata; Actinopteri; Syngnathiformes; Syngnathidae
Source: RefSeq, a predicted model, not a curated record
AUGUUUCGGAAGAUAAAUUAUGUAUUCCGUCCUAAUCAUAAUGGACAAAAAGGGCGAGACUGUGGCAGUCGAGGAGAAUUCGGGCAAGACUACCACAGCGCCUGCACAGUCAGGCUGGUCCGCAGCACGUCCAUGCUGGUGUUGGGAGAGCGAUCUCAGUCGACGUUGAAACGGAGCAAAAGCACAGUGAGCAUCGAAUCCACCUUGUACUACUACCAGAGACAAGAAGACCGCAUAUGGCUCUACUCCCAGAAUCGGAACUGCCUGGAGUACCUGGAGGCACUGGUGGCUCUGAGGCGGCGUUACACCGAGAGCAUCUUGAAAAGUAGCGAUACUGUCAAGGCCUCAGCGUCCUCAAAGAAGAAAGCUGCACCACCAGCUCCACUCACACAACCGACAACAACUGUCUCUCCUCGUUCACAGGCAUCAAAAGUGACCCCUUCAGCUCCGCCUGUGCCCAAUGUGGAGGACACUUUGCAAUUUUUGGAUGAGGUGAUUGCAAGCUGUGACAGUGAAGCUCAACACAAACCUUACAUGGACAAUGGACACGCUGACGUGGACUUCAUAGUGGCCUGCAGCUCUGCAGAACACAACCUCCACUCCAACUGGGUCUUGCGGGUUCCACGGGGGGCGGAUGACCCAGACAGGAAGCAACAGGAGCAGGUUGUGUCCUGUGCCAAGGAAAAGGUCCUCAAUAAGAAGAACCAGAGCGGGUCGACCAGCAGCAGGUUGCGUCUGCAGAGGAACCCCAUCCAUUUACCCAAAGUGGUGGAGAGCACCCUGCAGACGCUACGUUUCAAGGCCAAGUGGAAAAAGUCCUGAGGAUGAGCGGAGACUUGAAAGUAAAACUUUGGUUGCUUUACACCUUUUGGUAUGAACAAUUUGCUAAAGAAUGUACUUUUUACACACCGGUUUGCACCUAAUAUUGUUUUUUAAUAUUUCGGUCCGGACCACGGCAUCGAACCACAAGUGUGAACAUGUCCUACAAGGCAACCAAACCUGCUGCUUGGUAGACAUACUGUCAUCUCUUUAUUGUAUCUUAUUAAGACUGUGCACCUGAUGAAGUGUCAACAAUCACAUUUAUAAGAAUCCAUGAAGGAUAUUAGGAUUGAUUUUUAUCAAUUGAAUCUUUUACUGAAACCUUCUGGGUUUUUUAUUAUAAGUGAAAAAAGUUGUGAUGGGAUUUUGAUUGAAAGGCACCAAAGGCAAAGGACAACAAUGAGCAUCUCAGCAUAGUUCACCUUGAAGUGUAGAAAACCUCCAUCCGAAGCAUUAGAAGAAAAUA